Messenger RNA from Populus euphratica (Euphrates poplar), 1009 nucleotides. It is a transcript of the gene ALKBH2, whose product is annotated as oxidoreductase, 2OG-Fe(II) oxygenase family protein. Lineage: Eukaryota; Viridiplantae; Streptophyta; Magnoliopsida; Malpighiales; Salicaceae. The transcript is spliced from 4 exons. Gene Ontology annotation, biological process: DNA alkylation repair. The record is from RefSeq and is a predicted model, not a curated record. Bases 169 to 891 code for a protein of 240 amino acids. Gene Ontology annotation, molecular function: broad specificity oxidative DNA demethylase activity; ferrous iron binding; cytosine C-5 DNA demethylase activity.
AAUAAAAUGUUCUCAAUAAAAAGAGAGUAAAAAAGAAGAAGCAGCUUUUACCAUUCAAAACGACCCGAUCCAUUUGUCCUCUCAACCAGACAACCUUACCGCUACAAAGAAUGAAAAUGCGUGUUGUUAGCGCUUAAACCGACCCUUGUAGUUUUUCAGUUGCAAAAGAUGUACUCCAACAAGUUUAAGAAACCUGAAAACGAAGAGGUCAAAGAAGAAAGUGGAAGGGGUAAACAAAGCAUCGAUCUUGGAAAUGGUAGUGAAGUUAUUUACAUUCAAAGGUUUAUAGGAUUUGAGAAAUCGUGGGAAUUCUUUGAUUAUCUCAACAAACAUAUCCCUUGGAUUCGACCCACCAUUCGUGUCUUCGGUCGGCAAUGCCUCCAGCCUAGAGAUACAUGUUAUGUUGCAAGUCCAGGAUUGCCAGAAUUAGUGUACAGUGGAUAUAAGCCACAUGCCUACUCUUGGGAUGAUUUCCCUCCAAUCAAGGACCUCUUGGAUAUGGUCCUUGAAGCUCUUCCUGGGAGUAAAUUUAACAGCCUGCUCUUGAAUAGGUAUAAAGGUGGCAAUGACAAUGUUGGUUGGCAUGCUGAUGAUGAGAAGCUUUAUGGACCUACUCCUGAAAUUGCUUCGGUUUCAUUUGGAUGUGAACGUGAAUUCUUGUUGAAGAAGAGACCUAUGAAAUCAUCCCAAGAAAGAAGAUUGGAUGAUGAACCUACGAGCAAGAGACUAAAGAAGAGCAGCCAUUUUGAUCAGCAUUCAUUCAUAUUGAAGCAUGGAUCGCUAUUGGUGAUGAAAGGUUACACGCAAAGGGAUUGGCUUCACUCAGUGCCUAAGCGUGCAAAAGCAGAGGCUACUCGGAUUAACCUUACAUUCCGGCAUGUUGUUGUCUAACAAGGCCUUGGAAGGAGGAUAUUUGGUCAUUUGGUGCCUGUUGCUUAUUAUAACCCCUUAGUUCUGAGCUACAUUUUGCAAUCAAGGAGAGAGGAAUCAUUGGCUUGUUUUGACGCAA